AUGGCAGCGCCAGGCUCCCUGGGACUUCUCCACGCCCCGUCCUUCGCUGCGGCCAAUUGCCAGCCGGUGGCGAGCCGGGCAUCCGCGCGGCGAGCGCCACGGGCACUGUUCGCCGUGCGCGCCUCGGCCGCUGACGCUGCCAACAAGGACGCCGUCCUCAGGGCCUUCCGCGAGAACAGGGCUCUCAAGAUAAUUUCUGGGCUUCAGAACUUUGACAGGAGCAGAGUUGCAUCUGUUGUCACAGCUGCAGAUAAGGGAGGUGCAACCCAUGUUGACAUAGCAUGUGACAAGGACUUAGUAAAGCUUGCCAUGGAUCUUACCAACCUUCCGAUCUGUGUCUCAUCUGUAGAUCCUUCAGCGUUCCAUUCUGCAGUAGAAGCAGGAGCUAAAAUGGUUGAGAUUGGAAACUAUGAUUCUUUUUAUGAGAUGGGCAUUGAGUUCUCCUCUGAGCAGAUACUGAAGCUGACAAGGGAAACAAGGAAGAUGCUUCCAGACAUCACUUUAUCAGUAACAGUUCCUCACACACUUAGUUUGCCAGACCAGAUGAGACUUGCAGAGCUACUCGAAGAGGAAGGAGCUGAUAUAAUCCAAACCGAGGGUGGAAAAUGUUCUAGCCCGACAAAGCCUGGAGUUCAUGGAUUGAUUGAAAAGGCAACACCAACACUCGCCGCAGCAUACUCCAUCUCUCGGGCUGUCAGCAUUCCAGUGAUGUGCUCGUCAGGGUUAAGUUCGGUGACUGCACCAAUGGCAGUAACUGCAGGAGCUGCUGGAGUUGGAGUCGGUUCUGCUAUUAACAAACUCAACGACGUUGUGGCAAUGAUUGCUGAGGUGAGAAGCAUUGCACAAGCAAUGGGGCUUUCGCCAAGAAUUGUCUCUGAAAACUUGAGAACAGUUCGUCACUAG
Miscanthus lutarioriparius is the source of this 903-nucleotide messenger RNA. The record is from the annotation of a GenBank genome assembly. Lineage: Eukaryota; Viridiplantae; Streptophyta; Magnoliopsida; Poales; Poaceae.